AUGUCGAGCCCGUGGGAUCGCUACGCAACAGCCUCUUCAGACGACUCCCGCGAAUUCCUGGUUUCUGUCGAGCUGUAUAUCUCAAACGCGGCAGGCGCUACGCUACGCAAGCCACUGGCGAAGAACAAGAAGUCGGAAAAGCGAGACUCCACCGGUGAGGAUGCAAGGCUGAAAGAGAAGGCCAGUUCCACCUGGUUGUCACUGCAGAGGGGUUUGAACGGAGCUGGACAUUGGAGGUCUGCAACAUGCAAACUGCUAGAGGAAGGAGAACGCUGCCUCUUGAAUGUCUAUGUUGACGAGAGCAUCUUGUAUCAGACGGUCUACGUCCAUCUCCUGAACCAAACCGAUAUCCGCCAGGCAGAGAAUUCCCUCUUUUAUAGAAAGGACUGUUUGGGCAUAUUCUGUAUAGCAGGACAACGAUGGACACCCUCGAACACAGCCGAACCUCUAUACAUUCAAUUCGCCAAUGCUGACACUUGUGCGACGUGGCAGGCUCUCCUCAAGUCCUAUGCCAUUCCAGAAAUAUAUGGACGGUGGUUCUUUCCUCUCGAUGGAGGCUCGUACCGCAUGUGGCGGCAAGUGGAGCUUACAGUAAUACAAGGGAGAAAUUUAGGUGUCACAAAGCAUGAUUCGGGACCCUCCAACAACGGUGACCCCAAUGAUGGCGAUGGUGGAGACGUCGACGUAUCAUGCGAGAUCCAUUUAAACGACAUUCUGUGCAGUCGAACAACUAUGAAGAGAGGUCUAGGCUCCCCAGAUUGGCAUGAAUCUUUCAGCUUUCCAGGUCUGCCGCCCUUUGAAAAUUUGGAUGUCGUUGUUUGGAAAGAAAAGAAGCUUCACAAACCAUCGAUUCUCGGAACGACGCGCAUUGCGUUGGGCAACUUUCGGAGGGGUGACACCGUUGAGGGAUUUUUCCCGGUCAUGCAGGCUGGGUCGAUAGGGACUGAGGUUCAAGUCGGGGAUCUUCGUCUCAAAAUUCGCGUCGACGAGGAGAUUAUCCUACCCUAUUCCUCGUAUGCUGGUCUCUUAAAGACCUGUCAUUCACGUAACUUCUUGGACUGGAUGUCUGACUUGGAGAAUCGACUUAAACUGAAGAAUAUCUCGACACAUUUGAUGGCCAUUGCUGUGGCCAAAAACAAUGUCAUCGAGCAAGUGCAGAAAUAUGCCAGCCGAGAGGUUGACAACUCCUCAACAUCCCAUCAGACGUUAUUUCGUGGGAAUACCACUUUGACUAAGGUCAUUGAGCUUUGCAUGACAUGGUAUGGGAAAGCAUUUCUGGAGGCCAGUAUUGGCAACGUCCUACGGCGGCUUUGCGCAGAGAAGGUUGCCAUUGAGGUUGAUCCUGUCCGCAGCGGUAAAAGUACAAAGGACGUGGAACGGAAUGUUGAACAACUCAUAUACUGGUGUCAAGAGUUUUGGAAUCAGAUCUACUCGGUGCGAGCGGAGUGCCCAAAUGAGAUGCGGAUCCUCUUUCAGACUAUCCGCAGACUCGUUGAACAACGGUAUAAUCGGCCUGACCCUACAGCGAUAGACACCAACACCAACUUCCGCUGGCAAAGUGUAUCUGCGUUUUGCUUCCUUCGAUUCAUCGUUCCAGCUAUCCUCCAUCCCCAUCUAUUCGGGCUUUGUCCAGGCCUCCCUCCCCUUCCAGUGCAGCGGAGUCUUACGUUGAUAGCCAAGGUCAUUCAAAGUCUGGCUAAUCUGAAUGCUACCGUCCAGAAAGAAGCGUUCAUGCGCGGGGUCCAAGAAUUCCUCAAAAACAGCGUGCCCGCAAUGAUCGACUACAUUGCUAUUGUAUCAACUCCAGUGGAAGAAAACCCACCUCCACAUACCAGUGGUAACAUGAACAGACAUGAUCGACUUAACGUUGUUAAUGCUCUUCGGCAACGGACCAGCAAAAUGACGGUGCUGGACCGAGAAUCAGUGCCAAUUCUUCCACACCUGCUCGACAUCCCAAAACACCUAGCCAUCAUUACAUCGGCGGUCAUUCGCAGCUCGCGGGAUCUAAGCGCCCGUCCUCGAACGGGAGAUGAUGUCGAUUUAGCAGUGGACGAAUUCUGCUCGAAAUGCUUCGAGGUCGAAGAAGAAGCACUACGCCGCGUCAGUCAGCUGGCAACGAAACUUGCGUCAGAGAGCAGGCGCCCUUCGGUCCCUGAUAUUUCUGCGACUGGUACCGACCACCACCACGACAAUAUACCUCAUUCGCCCCUUUCGACGAUCACUAGUACAGUAAUAUCCGUGGCUGCUCCGCCCCGCAGACGGAAGUCGUCUCGUCCGUCGACUGCACCCUCCCCAGCUGGCUCUAACAGUCCAAGUCGGCGCCAGAUGUUUUUCAAUGAUAGUCUCACAAGUCCUCAAACCUUCACCCGUACAAUUCCAAACGAACAACGGGCCUGGGGCGGCCACAUGAAGGCACCUUCCACGGACUCAGCCCCGUCUCCGAUUAAUCACGAUAUACCCAUCCCCGUCCGCAUACCACGAACAACGGAACCUCCUGAUACAGACGAUGCUGGUAAACGGAAGAAGGGCUUGCUAAGAGGUAUCCUGAGACGAUGA
Molecule: messenger RNA, 2556 nt
Organism: Cyclocybe aegerita
Lineage: Eukaryota; Fungi; Basidiomycota; Agaricomycetes; Agaricales; Hemipholiotaceae
Source: the annotation of a GenBank genome assembly